AUGACUGUUCAAUUAUUUGAGCCCUUCCUUUUUUACUGUGUCAACGAGACGGCUGGGGCUGAUGAACAGUGGGAUCGCGCCCGGACCUCGACGUCUCAUGACGCGGUCCGCACCGCAACGGUUGUGUCUCGCCCCGGCCAGCCAGAAAGGCAAGAUCAAUCACGAAGCAAAGGGCAGCUUUUGUUGCGAGCUGUCCGACGGCUUGGGCCCAAAGAGUAG
Messenger RNA from Purpureocillium lilacinum, 219 nucleotides. The record is from RefSeq and is a predicted model, not a curated record. Lineage: Eukaryota; Fungi; Ascomycota; Sordariomycetes; Hypocreales; Ophiocordycipitaceae.